Cuculus canorus (common cuckoo) is the source of this 8688-nucleotide messenger RNA. RefSeq names its product Golgi integral membrane protein 4. Gene Ontology annotation, cellular component: Golgi apparatus; Golgi membrane. The transcript is spliced from 14 exons. The record is from RefSeq and is a predicted model, not a curated record. NCBI's taxonomy places the organism in Eukaryota, Metazoa, Chordata, Aves, Cuculiformes, Cuculidae. Bases 138 to 1874 code for a protein of 578 amino acids.
GAAAAAGGGGCUGCGAGGGGAAAAGGAGCUGCGAGGGAAAAAGAGCUGCGGGGGAGAAAGAGCUGCUGGAGGGCAACAAUCGGAUGCUUUAGCAUCGCCCGAGAGGCAGCGCUGCAUCGUUUGGCUUCGGCCCCGUCAUGGGUACCGGGAUGUGUUCGAGGAGGCAGAAGGGGCUCCUGCAGACCGGGUUCCUCCUGCUCGCCCUGGCCUGUUUGGCCUCGUUUUUUUUCCUCUACAACCACCUGCAGCAGAAGGUUCGGAACGCCGAAGCUCUGGCCCAGAAAUACAAACAGCAGCAGGAAGCGCUCUCUGCCCAGCUCCAAGUUGUGUACGAGCACAGAUCCCGGCUAGAACGAUCCUUGCAGAAAGAGCGAGGGGAACACAAGAAGACGAAGGAAGAUUUUUUAGUGUAUAAGUUAGAAGCUCAGGAAGCUCUCAACAAGGAGAAGCAAGACUCCAUGAACAGAUACGGCGCCCUCAGUUCCCAGCACAAGAUACUGAAGAACCAGCAUGAUGAUGUGAAGAAGCAGCUGCUUGACCUGCAGCUGCAGCACAACAGCUUGAAACUGGAACAUCGGAAAGCACUGGAGACCCAUAGCCAGAAAUACGCCCAGCUGCAGCAGGAGAAGGACAGCGAAGUCACCAACUUGCAGGAUACGGUCUAUAAACUCAGAGAAGAGAGCAAGCUGCUUCGGAAGGCCCAUCAGGAAGUUCACUCACAGCUCCUUAAUGCCCAGGCCCAGAUGGAAGAGUUCAGGCAGCUCAAGGAAGCUCUGCAGAAGAUGCCGAGUUUCAAAGGAGGAGGAGCGGGGAAGGGGCAGCAGCAGUUUCAGGUGCUGAAGGAGCAGCCCGUGGUGCCAGCCAACAGCCAGCUGCAGCUCGGGAGGCAGAAGGCUUUUCCAGUCCAUCAGGAGAGUCACCCUCUGGGGAACCCAGUGGCAUCCCAAGUCUCUGGGGUUCAGAGGCAGGCGGACGGCCCUCUGCUGCAGGGCCACAACGUGUACGGUAACGAUGCUCAGAGGCCACAGGCUGACGUGCUCUUCACCCAUCCAGCCCCGCUGCAAGAUGCCAAUUUGCUGCCCGAGGCUAUGCCAGCCUGGCCCGCCAGACACGGGGAUGGCCACGUGAUCCGAUUCACCCGGACCAUGAACAGUCUGCCAAAUGGGAACCCAGAUCUAAAGAUGGUGAUGCGCAUUCAGGUGAAAAGCAACGAGGAGAGCCAGGCUCCUGGAUUGCCGCUCUCUGAUCCGAAACAACCCUCUGCGGCAGAAAAACCUCCGAUGCCAGGCGACCACCACCCGACAGGGAGCAAAGAGGUGCAAAUGCAAAGCUGGAAAGACAUCGUUCACAAAGUGAAUGCCCAGAUGGAUGAAGAACAAGCUCACGGUCACCCAAAGAGCCUCCGUUUUGAUCCCAAGCCUGGGCAGGAGGUGCAGAAAGGCAGCCCACGGCCACUCUGGCAGACGAGAGGGGAAGAGCAGCAAAUCGCUGGUCAGGAGGGCACGAAGGAAAGGACAGAUGAUGAGGAGCUCGAAAUGGAUGCAGGAGUGAUUGAGAGAGAGGAGAACUUGCCUUCUCAGAAAGACUCUGUGGUCCAGGAACCAAUGAUGCCAGAUGAUGCUGCAGAUCCUGCCCAGGAUCCCAAUAACCAAGGUGAGGAUGAGUUUGAGGAAGCUGAGCUGGAGAGACCUGACUUUGAAGAGAAGGUGGGAGGUUUGGAGAAGUUCAAGGAGCCCAGCGCGAAAGAAGAGUCCAAGGAGAAGCCCCUGAAGGAUGCUGGCAGACCUGCCAAGCCCAGGGAUGACCCGAUGGAUGACUAUCAAGAUGAUCAGGAGCAAGAAAUUGUACGACACCAAGGAGGAUCAUGGAGGUGAGGUGGAUGACAAUGAUGACCUGGAACUUCUUCAAGACCAGAAGGACCGCGCGGGCAUGCAGGGAGCUGACAGCAAGAAGGAUGACUACUACUGAAAGGUGCUGAAGGAAAAUGGAAUAUGCUAGGAACGAGAGGAUGGAACUCCUCCUGGGAACUGGCUCCUGUAUUAAACGCUGCCUGGAACAAAGGCAGGAGGAGGUAACUGUCUUCUCAGGCACGGAGCAGGGUGCUUGGGAUGUGUGUUAUGACAGCUCUGUGCUGGGGCCGUGCCUGCCUUGCCAGUCAAUAGCAUGGAAGUGCUCUCAGACUGUAGGAAUGAUUUUAUCCUGCUGCUUCGCUUAGAAGCACUUAUUGAUUUAUUGUCUUCUUCACCCUCAUGUUUUCCCUAUCCCCUCCCAAGCCGGAGAGUUUUUCGUAUUUUUUUAACCCCCAAGCGGCUGUGGGGGUGCCUGGACGGGUCCUGGGACUUACUCGACUGCUAAUACAAAGGAAUCUGUCUUUGUAAAACACUUUGCUCAGUAGUGUUUCUUUAAAGCAGCCUUUGCUCCCAUCAGAGCAAGGUGGAGAGGAGUUUAGCUGGAUUUUUGUCUGGAGUAAUGCCAGGGUGAUAGCGAACCAUGAGCACCAACAGAAAUGACCACGUGCCAGCCGGUGUCGGGGGGUGUGUGUGUGUAUGAAUGACUGGAUCCUCCUCCUCGUGGUACAAAGACUCUUCCCAGUGAUUUGGAGCAGAAGCCUGUAGUGUUCUCCUUUCCUUGCCUUUGAGCUGUGACUGUGCUCCUGGACCUGGAGCCUCCCCAUCUAACGAUGCGCGUCUCGUGUAGCUGUUGCUGCUGCACCUGCGGUCCCUGGAGGUGUGGGCUGGCCUGAGCAAAGACACAUCACCGGCUGCGAUAGAUGAAGCACCUCAUGGCACAGCUGCCAGUCCCUCCGAAGGGAUGUUCUUUUUACUUUGUGUAGCGUUUUUGUGGAGGGGGGAGGGAUGUCCCCAGUGGGACGUGAAGGGAGUCUGGGAAACAGCUGAACCAUCCACAGCUUAAGGGUUUCAAACGCAAGCAGCAGGAUGGGAGCAGACACCUAUUUCUGUGAUGAAUCACAGAAUCGUUGGGUUAGAAAAGACCUUUGAGAUCAUCAUGUCCAACCGCAGAGUGUGUUAGCAGUGAGGUUUGAGCAGCUCCUGGUGCAGCUGCAGCGUCUCAGCUGAGCCGUCCCUACUCUGCCCUCCUCGCGUUAUCAGCAGGAUGUAUCAGAGCAUAUUCCAGCCUGCCUCUGCCUCUCAGUCCCAUAACCUUCUCCCUCCCUGUUCUCCUGCCAUACCCUUAGCUUUCGGCACCUCCUUAGGUUGCUCAGGAUUCCCAAGCAAUGAAAGACUUGCGAAGGAUGACAUUCUGUGCACAGGACAGGGAAAUAAAGUGAGGAAGAGUAUUGGUUAUGGUAGGUAUGAUUUAGAGCCUGACUAAGGCAAAUCCCGCCUGUUCAGCUUCUUUCCAGUCUCCCGGCACUUGACAGGGAGCUAAAAUAAAUUUUGCUCCUUCUAGAAAGGUCUGCUUUUUAAUCAGCAACUUGGGUACUUAGUGUGCUGUUGAUUCAGGAGAUUGAAAGCUUCACACAGUCUCCAAAACACAUCUUGCCUGACCUCAGCUAGAAAGAGGGAAUGAGUCAGCUGGAGUCCCUGGAAUUUAAAGCGGAGGCAGCAGGAAGGAGACAGGGCUUCAGUAUGCUGUCUCCGAGCCCGGGACCUGGUUUAGUCACACAAACAGGGCAGAGCUGUCACAUCUCCUGCCUCGCGGGAGACCCCUGUGUCUGAGCUGUCUGUCUCCCACUCCCUCAUCACCAUUUCAGAAGUCCUGGACUCUGGGAGUUCACUCACCGAACGCAGCUCGUGGCUGAAUCAUGACCUGAUAAGAGAUCAGAGGAGAGAUCUCCGUUCCCUAUCUGACUUAGUUAUGCUUUUUUUAAUCCCUUGUUUUGGUGCAUAUUUUUAAGCACCUUUAGACACUUAGAAAAACAAUAUUUAUCUCCCGAUAAGCUUGGUCUUCUUCAUUCAGACAGUAUCGGUUUCUUUCUUUUUUCUUCCAGUGGUUCUAAUGGAGCUUGAGACCAACAUCAUAGCACUUUGUGGUUCUUGGGUUCUGUUCUGCUUCAGCUUCGUCCCAGCACAAUCAGCCGUGCGGGUCAGACUGAGGUAGACUGGAGCAGUAAAUGUGGUUGUUGUUCUGCUUGUGGAAGCAACGAGAGCUCUGCUUUUCCAGAUGCUUCGUUCUCUAAAGCUACAGCAUCCGGGCUGUACAGCUGGCCGGUUCUGCUGGUUGGUACGGAGUCCAGUAGCAUCGUGUUGGUAGGACCUCACCGGCCUGAUCUGCUACGUGCUGAAAUUGGGAAGGAUGUAUGUGUGCACCUCGUUGCAGUGGUUUUGAACUGUGUGUUCCAAAACCACGUGAGAAUUCAGAGCUCCUCGCAGACAAACAGUGAUGAUACUAGUUUUUGGGAGGCCAGGAGAGUUCAGAGAGCUCCUGGCUACAGUCCUGCCUGCAGCCGUGCCUACACACCUUAUCUCGGCUAAGGUAAAGGCAGAGCACCGGAGCCCCAGUCGCUGCAGAGCUAUUCUCAGCAGCAGUCCAGCUGCAAACCCACCUCUUAAGAUGAGAAGAGCUUUCUCAGGGCUGGAAAGGAGCAUUUGAUCUGCAGAGCAUUCUCUUUAUACUGCUUUUCUUCUUUUUCUCCUGGUAUUCUCCCAGAUUUCUGAUUGGGAAACGGUCCAGCUUGUAUUUAAAUUAAGCUCUUUCACUGGAGAACUUCAGCAAAACCUCGAUUUAUAAAUAGUUUCCUGGUCUUUCCAUUUUGUAUCCCUCCCUAUAACCGCCUGCUCUUAGACGAGAGGUAUCCAGGCCUCGGUGUGUGCACAGAUCUGCAGAGAAGACAAAAUGCUGUUCUCGGGGCUCUGUACUCAUCAUACCACUUGGAGUUUGUGGGAAGAAUAAGCAUAAGUGCAUCCUUAAGUGCCAGAGGCAGAACAGCAGCCGGAGACUGUCCCAGGGAGUCGAGGAGGAGGUUUGUUAGCCAAGUGCCAGAGCUGCUUGUGUAGCCCCCUGAGGAGCUCACUGCAAAACUGCAGUGGGGUUUAAGAGACCCAAAAUGACUCGAAACGGUUAAUGCUGCGUGAGUGCUUCGUAUUGCCAACCUUGCUGUAUGAUGCAAUACUUCUCAGCCGCCGCUGCCUGCUAUAAAUAGCACGUUCAGAAUAGAUUAACUGGAGUUGCAGUUGUCUGUUCAGGUGCAUCCUGCUCAGAAAUGCCUCCAGUUCUCAGCUGGGCUGGUCGGAUGUUGUUAUUUCACAGGUCAGCGCAGGAUCAGUGCCCACCGCGGUCUGCGGCACGAGCUUCGAGCCUGCACGGCCAGGCUGCCCCAGCGAGGGUGGGUCGGGCAGCCGACUGUCUGCUCAAUUCCAUCCGCUCCUCUUCCCAUGCUUCUCUUAGCCUGUAGCUGUCAGAGUCUGUAAAUUCAGCCCUUACUGGAGGUGAAUCGAGUGCUGGAAAUAGAAGCCCAGUGGGGUGAGGCUGCGUGCUGAUUCAGAGAGGCUGCAGGAGCUGUCUAAAUCGGAAGGCGAAUUCUCUGCUUUUGCACGUCUAGGAUGAGUAAUCCUCCAAGUUAUGACUUGGAGGGGACUGUAGCAACUGAGCCCUAAAUGUAGAGCUCCCUGCUGCUUUAGCAACCAUAUGUCGCACGCUGCCCUCAGCCGAGAGCUAAGCAUCUCUCUCUGCUCUGGGCAUCGUCUGCCCUGGCUGCAUCUGAGGCUAAAAAUAGCAAAGGGUUGCAUAAAUUGUUAGCUGCGGGUGCUGAGCACCUUCUUCUCUGGGCGAGAGCGAGUUGCCCCCAUUUUAACGCUAGUUCACAGUCUCCUCUAACAGGAGAUGAAAGAGGAGAUAAUAAAAACCUAGUGGAGGAGAUCGAGAAAAACAGAAAACCUGUGGUGAUGGGUCUCUCUGAAGGCUUAUAAAGCCAUAUGGCUCUAAACCGGAGAGGGGCAGCUUUCAGCUAGGCAGAAGGAGGAGUUUCUUCAUGAUGAGUGGGACAGGUUUGCCAGGGAAGUGGUGGCUGCCCCAUCCCUGGAGGGGUUCCAGGCCAGGUUGGAUGGAGUUGGAGCCCCUGAGCCAGUGGGAGGUGUCCCUGCCCAUGGCAGGGGUGGGACUGGAUGAAGGUCCCUUUAAGGACCUCUUUAAGGUCCCUCUUUAAGGUCCCUUCCAACCCAAACUAUUCUAUGAUUCUAAUAUGAUUUUUUUAUAUGCUGCCUGGGGGUUCACUGCUCAAAGCCAUCAAUAGUGUUUUGCCCAAGCAAAAGCAAACCGGCGAAGCAAUGUAUGCGAGAAGUCCAGGCUGAGUUUUAUUGCAGACUGGGGCACAGAAGAAGGUCUCGGGGAAACAGCUGGGUUACCAAGAGAGCAAACAACGAGACAAAGCAGUCAUGCAAAGCCAGUGCUGGCAGGGUGGCCGAGCCAAAGCCUGUGGUUUUGCUUCUCUUGCAUAAAAAAAUUGCCUUUUUCUUAGAGACGCGGUGCAAGGCCAAAGGGUGCAGAGCAGGGUAAGGUGUAGUGAACCUGUAGUGUUGUUACAAAUUUCAUGAUGUGCUUGGUUGCUCUUUCUUUUCCUCUACCAAUAUGAUGUAGGUUAGAUUUCUGUAAACAAAUAUAUUUCCAGGGUUCACGUGAUGUCAAAGCAUUUAGUGGUUUGGCCCCAUCCUUAGCCAGAUGAUGAGAAUUAAUGGUGCAUUCUGUGCCCUUGCAAAUAAAAGCAUGGAUGAGGAAAGCAUAUGCCUAUCGAUUAGUUAAAGGAAAUCUCUGUUUGAUGAAGCCUGCUUCUCCAUACUUCGCUUCUUACUUGGAAACCUGUUUAGGAUUAUUAGAUUUAUGCAUUUACAUGGCAUGUUUUAGGGAUUAAAAUGUGACAAUCUAGUAGUUUAAUGAGAUGUUUUCUCUAAGAUAUCUGGAAUAGUUAGAGGAGACGAUGCCCCAAACCCUUGCAUAAUGUACGUGUGAACUGCCCGCAUGUCCCAAAGCAAAAAUAUCCUCUCAUUUCUAAUUCUAUAGAAGACUUAAGCAUGACAACUGUUUUCAAGGAUGAUGGUUGUUCAUAUUCUAUAUAAUUAGAGUGAGACUGGCUGUUGUAUAACUUAGGGAUUGACUAUGACUCUAAGCUGGGCUGAUGGGGCAUAAGCCCUGCCAGGGACUGAACAUCCCUCAGUGCUCGUUCCCUCCUUGCAAUGAUGAAUGUCUGCUCACCUCAAUCCACAUCUCUCUGGGAUAUUUUACACUUGACCACCCCCGGAGCGCCGCCUGCCAGUUUGGCUGAACUUGGAGCUAUUUUAGUGUUAGACAAUAUCGAUGCGCAUGGAAAAGACGAGGUGGGAAUAAAGCAUCGCUGACAGGGGUUGGGGGGUGUGGUAUCCUUACGUUCAUGUGCCUGGAGAAAAUCUGGGAAUCAAAGGAGUGUGUGUUUGUCCAGAUGUCUUGGUAUAAAGGUGACCGUGGGUCUCCGGUACAAGGGUACCGAGAGGUCUGAGGAUGCCAGGGAUGGCGCAAGGAUGUACUCAACAGCUUUUGUGGUGGUUUAGGUCAGUUCAGUGUUCUGUUCAACAAAACCCUUCAACAAUUCCAGCCUAGAACCACAGAACCAGUUAUUCUCAUCACAAUGUGUAAAUGAAAGUCAAUAUGCGGGUAUAUGACUGCCCUGCGCACCACAGCCUCUGACGGUCAGAGGUUCAGGACUCAAACCCAAAGGGAAGAAUAUGAUUGUCUAUUCCAAUUUCUGGUGAUUUUGGCAGUCCUUCUGAGAAAAAUGUUUGAGGGAGCUCCACAGCUUUCCAUGCAGUGAAGUAUCUCACGUUAGCUUGUUUUUCCCUCUUCCGCAACUUCAGAUGCAAGCAUGGAAUUAAGUCCAGAGCUAAGUGAUGUGGCACGUGCAAUCAGGGGUCUUCACUGCUGUGCCAACCAUUUGUCUUUCCCGUACCAAGUGCCAGACCCUUCUGUGGGAUCUCUCAACAGAAGAACUCCAAGUGCAUUGCAAAUCAUAAGCAGCAUAAGCUGCAUUCCUUCUCUGAUCGCUGAAACAAUGACAGCUCUGGAGUGCAGUCCACUCUUAAGAGCAGUUAGGAGAACUGCAUAAAGUUUAAAGAGUCAAAACUUGCUUGGUUUGGCCCCGGCCAUCUCCUGAACGCCCCCCAUUUCUCAGGAAGGGCUGUCAGAUCUUCUUUUUUUUACAUCCUAGCAGGAACUUGCACAGGUAAGUUUGCCUCAGCCACCAAAAAGUGCCUUCAGGAGCACAGCACCUCCUGUUGUUCUGCGAUAACCAAGUGUUUUCCGAGGAGAAGAGCCAUUACUAUAACUUCAGCAUCCUUUUCUGUGCUAAUCCUGGGUUUUUUUUUUCAUUGAUUCCUGUUGACACCUCUUGAUAUCAAAAGAGAUUUCUAGCAACUUUCUAUAGGCUCCUCCCUCAACAUUAAAUUUGGUUAAAAACUGGAUGUGGAAAUAACUUAUAAGGCUUGCUUUUCUUAAAUUAUGUGUAAAGAUCUCCUUAAGGAACCAAAUACUUUAAAAGGACAAGUCUUUGAGACAGGAGAGUGUCCUGAUGUGAGAUCAUUUGGUCGUGUAAUGUUCGAUGCACCAGAAAACAAAACUAUUUAAACACGUUCCCCAUUGCUGCACAAUUACACUUUGUGUAUAUUCAUGUAACACCUUCAGUGGAGUCCAAGGUGUGUAAUUUGGGCUUGAAAUGGGCUUCAGAAUCUUAUUUUUGUGAUAUUUUAAAAUUAUAUGAGACAA